AUGGCGGCCUUCACCCAACCUACUCCACCGAUUGACUUUAGACGAGAUAUAGAAGCUUUCAAUCUUUACCACGAAAAAUGCACUACCAAACCUAUCAAAGAGACCGUUGCGCACCUCCUCUACGCUCUGGAAAAUACAGAACCCAUCGUAGACCGCACCAGUACUGUUUACACAACAUUCCGUAAUGCGAUGGUGGUCUGGAAGACAAGGAUCGAUAAAAAGCACGACGCCGACGCGAAUCGAUGGUACUUUCACAGGAUAAGGAGACAGUUCAGGGCAGUAGAACACGUGCUCUACGGUACUACCAGCGACUUGGAUAGUGACGGUGGAGGCGAUACGAACGACGAGAAUUCCGAAGAUGAGGACCAAGACGAUGAGAGCCCUGAAGAUGCCGGAUCUGAAGUGGACUCAGAAAAAGACGAUUCUGAUGUAGCCCAGUCUGCAAGUUCGACUGACACCCACACAGACAUUUCAACGCGCAUCGACGAAGCGAGGGAUAACACUGUGGCUGAGAAAGCCCCAGACAUGCCUUCACCCAAGACCAAAACGAAGCCGUCUGCACGAACCACGCGUUUCAGCCAACGGCUCAAAGAUCUCGACGCUCUCAGAGCACGAGAAGAAGAGAACAUGCAUCACAGCGCAAGGCGAGGGAAAGGCAAAGAGUUCAAAGGAAGACCUGUAGACCCAGAGAAAGCGCAUCUAGACAUCGGUGAAAGAGAGCUAGCUGGUCAUGACGACGUCAUCGUAAUCACCGAGCGGGAGAGUAAUGUACGAGUCGGGACCGAGCAGAAUACGGAAGAAGAUGAAAGUGACGUGUGA
Molecule: messenger RNA, 819 nt
Organism: Alternaria hordeiaustralica
Lineage: Eukaryota; Fungi; Ascomycota; Dothideomycetes; Pleosporales; Pleosporaceae
Exons: 1
Coding region: 1-819 (272 amino acids)
Source: RefSeq, a predicted model, not a curated record